Molecule: messenger RNA, 2037 nt
Organism: Lodderomyces margitis
Lineage: Eukaryota; Fungi; Ascomycota; Pichiomycetes; Serinales; Debaryomycetaceae
Gene: TPO5
Product: Tpo5p
Exons: 1
Coding region: 1-2037 (678 amino acids)
Biological process (GO): transmembrane transport
Cellular component (GO): membrane
Molecular function (GO): transmembrane transporter activity
Source: RefSeq, a predicted model, not a curated record
AUGACGGGGAUGCUACCUGCAUCAACGGUACCAGAUGUGCUGGCAAAUAAUGAACUGACAGAGGGUAGUCUUUCUCAGACAACAACAUCUCCCACAUCGUCCGAUGGGACACCACCACCACCAUCAUACGCAUCCCACAUCUUCCAUGACAUCCAAACUUCGGCACCAGUAAGGUUCAUAGAGUCUUUGAUGGACUCGGAGCUUUUAGGAGACAAUGAAAUGGAACAAAUUGAGCAUUUCAAGUACAAACAAGAUCUUGAACGAAAAUUGACAGUCACGUCGGUUAUUGGGUUGGGAUUUUCAGUCAUGGGAGUUCCGUUUGGACUUUCUUCGACGCUAUGGAUUUCAUUAAUGGAUGGAGCAAAUGUGACAGUCUUGUAUGGAUGGAUUGUUGUCUGUCUAAUGUCACUAUUUGUAGUUCUAAGUUUGAGUGAGAUUAUAUCAAAGUAUCCCACUGCAGGAGGAGUUUAUCAUUUCAGUGCGCUUUUAAGUAAUGAAAGGUAUUCACUUAUCAGUUCGUGGAUUACAGGGUGGUUGCUACUUAUAGGAAACUGGACUUAUGCUAUCAGUAUAAUGUUUUCAGGCUCUCAGUUUAUUUUGUCGAUAUUUGGUUUAAAGGACUUUGUAUACAAAGAGGACAAGUUUUUGGUUCUAGGGGUGUUUUUCAUAAUCUUGGCAUUUGUUGGAUUUAUAAAUUUCAAGUUCUCCAAGCAUUUGGAAAAGAUCAACAAGGCUUGCAUAUUAUGGACAAUCUAUACCGUUUUGGCAAUCGAUAUACUACUUAUUUUUUACGCCAAGAGGACACAUUCGAUAAAACAAAUAUUGACAACGUUUGAUAAUUCACGUUCAGGGUGGCCAGACCCACUCGCAUUCAUUGUGGGGCUACAGAGCUCGUCGUUUACCUUGACUGGGUACGGAAUGCUAUUUUCAAUUACUGAUGAGGUGAAGAAUCCAGAAAGAAACAUGCCCAAGGGUGUGAUUAGUGCCAUAUUGAUGGCUUCUCUAACCGGAAUCAUUUUCAUCAUUCCCAUAUUGACAAUAUUACCCGAGCUAGAACUUUUAUUGGAUGGGGACACCAACAUUAUGCCCAUUGAAAUCAUCUUUAAACUUUCGACUGAAUCAUACAUUAUAAGUUUCCUUAUGGCGUGUUUAAUGAUUGGAACCGUAAUUUUCCAAAGUAUAGGCUCCCUCACAACAGCAUCUAGAAGCACUUUUGCGUUAGCUCGUGAUGGAGGCCUUCCCAUGGCACAUUUAUGGACAGAAGUCAACUCGGUUGAAGAGUAUAUCAUUCCAAGAAAUGCAUUAUUUUUGUCAAUGAUUGUGUGCGCAGUGUUGUCGCUAUUGUCAUUGAUAUCAAAGUCAGCAUUUAAUGCUUUUAUGGGCGCAGCAGUGGUGUCUUUAGCUGUUGCAAAUGGUAUACCAAUUUUCUUGCUCAUGUUGAACAAGAGACAGAAGAUAAAAGGAGCAGCUUUCAGGUUGAGGAUUUUCGGCUGGCUCGUCAAUGGAAUAUCAGUGUUUUGGAUUAUUUUAUCCGUCUUUAUCCUUUGCGUGCCUCCAGUAAUCAAAAAUUUGACAUGGCGUAAAAUGAAUUAUGCCAGUGUUGUAUUGGUGCUCUUUUUGGGCUUUGCUACGUUGGGCUAUGUUACCUGGGGCUCGAAGACUUUUACUGGACCUGAAAUUGAGAAUGAUUAUUUUGAAUUAAACAAUUUAGAAGCCAACGGAAGGAAAAACUUGGACAACUUUAUCGUAGGAGACGAAGAUGAGGAGGGUGAAGAUGAAAAUGAUGACGCCAUCAUUCAUGACGACGUUCUGAAAGAGUUUGAAAAUGACUUUACACCUCCUGCUCCUGUACAUCGGAAAAAGAAAUAUCAUCUUCUAGAAGGAAAUUCCAACUCAGCAGGUCGAGUUAGUAACAAUUUACCAAAGACGGUGACAACAUACGAUUCUAAUGAGGAUCUGAAUGAUGUUUCUACUGAAAGUGAGAAUGAAGUUUUAUUUAAAGCUGAGAAUGGGUCACAUGAGCAGAUAGGUAAGUGA